UAUGAAACUAGAGUCUCUUGUAUUACUUAUUCCGGUCAUGUAAAUGAAUAUAUGUACUUGUAUCACUACGAAUAUUUCAAAAAUGGGGAUGGAAUAUUUUAAGUUGCUUCAUAAUUACUCAAAACCUUACUAUGAUUUCAACAUCAGUGAAACUACAAGGACAGAGUUAUUCUUGUGAUAAAAAGGGGUUUUUAAUUCCGUCGUAUAAAUUAUGCAGCAUGAAAGCAAUGCCAGUAAUGUGGAACAUCUAAAAACGUUUGAUGUGAGCUCUUCAGAAAUGAGAUCAGCUAGCAUGCAUGAAAUUGUAAACAGUUGUUCUUCUAUUCAGAGUGAUCGAAUUACAAGAUAUGCAAGCCCGAAUCGGUUUGAUAUUCGUGAUGCCCCAAGAAGUUUUUUAGAUUCUUACAGGGCUUACAGGUAUCCACAAAACCACGGGGUUAAUUUAAACAGAUCGAAACUCCGUUCAACAAUGCCAACAAGUUUUUCUUCGUAUGCAGUUCCUUCACUGAAUGAGGUUACAUCUUCCAUGUCUACCUCCAAAUCUCUUGAUAUAAAUGUCGUCAAGAAUCAAGAAGAACUGCCUUUUCAAGGUGGUGAUAGAUGCUGUGAUAAAUAUAUAUCAUCCGUACGUGCCAAAGAAGUGUCUACUAGAAAUCAACCUGUGGGCUAUGACCUUUGAACCAUAUUUUACGAUAAUCUGGCGUCUGUCAAGAAAAUAUUUAAAAUUAGAGAGCACUGAACAAUGGAUUCCUUGUAGUUUCCAACUAUUUAACAAUGCUCAUUCAUUACCCCCCCCCACAUAUACAGGCGUGAACCUUAUAAACUUCAUGUUUUGAGGCCAAUGAAAUAACCUAAUACGACAGAGCAUAAUUGUUAACUCUUUUCUUGCCUUAUCAAUUUGUAACCCUAAUCAAUGUCUUCUAUUAAUACACCAAUAUCUCAUUCCUAAAAAUUGAUUACUUUCGCAGAUUGCCGCUUUCUAGAUUGACAUCAUUUCUUGAUGAAAACUAAAUUUAAUUUUUAUAUAUCUUCACAAUCAAUAUGAUGAAAAAUAUAAAUAUUUUCC
This is a messenger RNA of Schistosoma spindalis, 1066 nucleotides long. The record is from the annotation of a GenBank genome assembly. Lineage: Eukaryota; Metazoa; Platyhelminthes; Trematoda; Strigeidida; Schistosomatidae.